UAUAUUUAUCCUUGUCAAAAUCAAUUUGGAGAGUUCAUACUUGCACAUUACUUUAUAAAUGCUCAACGGCCAUUAAUCGUGUUUAGUUUCAUAGACGAAUUUUCUAAGGUGACAUUUUUGAAAAAAAUUUGUGCGACAGUGAUUAUAUUACAACAGACGAUGGGUUCGGUACCACAACUAUCAAUUAUCAAGGGGCGUACUCGCCCAACAAAAGCAUCCCAACUACACACACUCUUUGAACAAGUAGUCAAGACAGAUUCCGGAAAAAAUACAGCAUUAAUAUACGAAGAAAAUGGACUGAUCCGAAAAUUAACGUAUGAGGAACUAGAUACCUUAACCAACAGUUUGGCCAGGGUGAUUAGUGAUAAUAUUACGCGUAAUAAAAUUCCACCAAAUCUAGAUGGAGAUUACAUUGUUGCCGUAUCCAUGACCCCCUCCGAUUAUCUUGUGGUGACGCUUUUGGCCAUUUUGAAAGCUGGAGCGGCUUAUUUACCACUCGACCCUGCAUUUCCAAAGGGGCGCGUUGAGCAUAUAUUGCGCGAAGCUAAACCGGCGAUGGUCAUAUUCGACACAGAUUGUGACUACUUUCUCAACACGUUUAAAUUGUCCUUGGAGGGUUUUUUGGAUGGUGCGAAACAGUACCCAUCACUCCCAUUAGAAGAAAACGAGAGACAGAGACACCUGAAAACAGAUCUAGCUAUUGUGUUGUACACAUCUGGCAGCACGGGAGUACCAAAGGGUGUUAGGCUUCACAACGCUAUGAUACUGAACCGGCUCCAAUGGCAAUUUAAAACCUUCCCUUAUAGCGACACCGAAAGCACAUGCGUCUUCAAAACGGCUCUAACUUUCGUGGACAGUGUGUCGGAGAUUUGGGGACCAUUAAUUAACGGAUUGAGCUUAUUAGUCAUCCCAAAACUAGUAACACAGAACCCUGAACUAUUGGUUUCUCUUUUAGAGAAGUACAAGAUAGAACGGUUAGUCCUGGUUCCGUCGCUUCUCCGGUCCCUUCUGAUGUAUUUCAACUUACACAGCGAGAAACAAUUCCUGAAGCAUUUGAAAACGUGGAUCUGCUCCGGUGAAACCUUGGUCGCAUCCUUGGUUCAACAAUUCUACCAGUAUUUCGCAAUUGACCAACACAAACUGUGCAACUUUUACGGUAGCACCGAAAUAAUGGGCGAUGUUACGUUCCACGUUAUUAACGAGCAAGUAAAUUACCAAGAGAAAAUACCGAUCGGCUUGCCUAUUGACAACACAAUCGUCUAUCUUCUAGAUUCAGACUUUCGGCCCGUAAAAGUGGGGGAGGUCGGCGAGUUGUUUGUAGCCGGAGCGAACUUAGCGGCUGGAUAUGUUAACGGGAGGGAUCCUGAUAAAUUCAUCGAGAAUCCCUUGGCAGUCGAUCCCGCUUACAUGAAAUUGUACAGAACGGGAGACUUUGCGCGGAUUGAAAAGGGCACUGUUUUGUACGAGGGUCGAACGGAUUCGCAAGUGAAAAUCCGAGGACAUCGGGUGGACCUUGCCGAAAUAGAGAAGUCGGUUAAUGCCAUUGAUGGUAUUGAGAAAGGCGUGGUUUUGUGUUACAAUCCCGGAGAAAUAAAUCAGGCUCUGCUAUCUUUUGUAACCAGCGAGGCAUCUCUGAACGAAAGGCAAAUUGAGAAGCUUCUGAAGGAAAAAUUGCCACUUUAUAUGGUGCCGCAAGUUCUUCUUCUGGACGACAUUCCACUAUUAGUCAAUGGCAAAACCGACCGUCAAGCAUUACUGAAACUUUACGAAAACUCUGACGGCAAUAAUAAUGACACAUUGAAUUUUACAGUUGAAAUUGAUUACACGGGAGUGAGCGAAGGACAACUACCCGCAGCGAAAGUUCUCUUUGAAACCGUUGCAUCUGUCUUGCAUAAAUCGGCCAGAAGUUCGAUAUCCAUCGAUGCCAAUUUUUACGAGAUUGGCGGAAAUUCCUUAAAUUCAAUUUACACAAUCACUAGUUUGAAUGAGAAGGGUUAUCAUAUUAGUAUUGGUGAUUUCAUUGCCGCGUCAGAUUUGGGGGAAAUUUUGGAUCGUAUGUCGCCAGAUAAGCAAAUCUUUCCAACGAUAAUAACGCAACCCCCGUGCUACGCAGCCGAGUUUCUUACAGACGAUCACAAAAAAGACGCCAUAGACAUGAUAACGAGCAGCUUUUACCAAAAGGCCGAUUUGGAGCAGUGGAUUAUAACUGAGAUUUCCGAAUUGGAUUACGCAAACUUAAUGGAGGCACUAUGGAGGCCAUUAGUUGACGCGGGUCUGAGUUUCGUUGUAAAAACGGAGACUGGUAAAUCCGUCGGCGUUGCUCUCAACUUUGACGCGAGAGCCGAACCGGACGUAGAGGUGCGCUCAAAACUAUCGAUCAUAUUUGAAUUUUUGGAGAGCGUGGAGGGUCCAGUUCGCGACACUCAACUACCGCCAGGAAAAGGUACAGUUCUUCAUUCGUUUAUGAUGGCCACAAAUUCGACUCUGGCUGCCAAAGAAAACGUGGCCGUCAUUCAGUUUAUGGAAAAGGAAGUAAUUCGAGUCGCGAGAAGCAACAACUUUGCAGGAAUCUUUACGACCAACACGAAUCCGUUAACGCAACAGCUAGGGACGAACGUUUAUUCGUAUAAGACAUAUUUAGAAUACCAAGUCAAUCAGUAUAUUGCUACCGAUGGUACUAAACCAUUCGGAUUGGCUCCAGAUGCCCAAAGAGUUCUGGUGCAAUGGAAAACUGUAUAAUUUUACCAUUUGCACCUAAUCAUACUCAUACCACUAUAGGUGAUAGUGGUCCCAGUGCUACAAUAAUAGUAUUUAUAUUAAAUCUACAUUUUAGUAGGUGCCCCAUGACAAAAAAUUAGAUAUAUAGGAAGCUCUAAUUUCACGUGUGUGGUUGUAUUAUUUAAUUAGAUAGCUUUUGUCUUCCAUUACUAUUUAUAGUAACACCCUGGUGCCAAUGGAUCAAACGGGAAUAAAGCGAAAACACCUCUCAUAAUAGAGGGAAAUUGAAGGCCAGGGGUAAAUACGUGAUAGUGCUAUCAUAGCUUUAAGCAAUGUAGAAAAAAAUUGUGAUAUUAUAUACAAAUUGAUUCCUUCUUGUAAUAUUUUGUGUACAACUUACUUAUACAAAUAUAUACCUAACUUUAA
This is a messenger RNA of Photinus pyralis (common eastern firefly), 3144 nucleotides long. RefSeq names its product mycosubtilin synthase subunit C (gene e). The record is from RefSeq and is a predicted model, not a curated record. The coding region runs from base 160 to 2739 and encodes 859 amino acids. Lineage: Eukaryota; Metazoa; Arthropoda; Insecta; Coleoptera; Lampyridae. The transcript has 8 exons.